AUGACUGCCAUGGUCGUCGCCGAAUUUUACCGUUUUCGAGUCCAAUUUCAUCGCUACGACCUGGCAGACACGAAUGAAGUCAUUUGUGAUGAGGCAAAACCUCAAUGUGGUCAUUGCCUUCGGCACUCUAUUGUCUGUGACUACAGUUUGCAGGCGCAAACUCAAUCGCGAGUGCAAGGAGAAGCUCCACGUGGUGAUUCGCAAGAAAGCAUCGCAUCAGACUCAGCGUCGUCAGGAUUGGAAAAUCAGUACCGCUUUAUAUCCGCCUCCACAACAAAUUUCAAACCCCCCAAACGGAAACAUAAAAGGCAGUCUCAAUUAUACGACACUGUUACUCUGAGUACAGCUAUCUCCGAAUCAUCAUGUACCACCAUACCUGAGCGGCCUUUUCAGUUUAGCGGGGCAGACAUGGAAUUGUUUCAUCACUACAUGACAUCCACUUCCAUGACGCUGGCGGAGGACGAGGCAGGUCGGCAAAUGAUGCAAUCAACACUUCCUCAGCUUGGUUUUAAAUUCAACCAUGUCCUGCGUUUGCUUUUAGCUUUCUCUGGCUACCAUAUUGCUCACCUGAAAAGACAGCAGCAAAAACAGCAGGAGCAGGAGCUCGUAUCACUUCAAGAAUCUCCGGAUGAGUCAAUUAUCACGCAGGCAGAUCGGCAUUACACAAUCGCUCUAUCCCAAGUCAGCACUAGCAUUUCCACGCUAAACGAAACGACUUGCCAUGCCAUGUAUGCAAGUGCAGUGUUUAUUUGCUUUUGCUCCUUCGCAAAAGGGCCACAAGUCGGGCAAUAUCUUGGCUUCAGUGAAACCGGCAAUGCGGAAUGGAUGACCCUACUAGGGGGAGUUCGAUCCAUUGUUCAAUACUCUCGGGACACGCUCUCGGUGGAUCUUAUUCCGUCCGACAACUCGAAUCUGACUUUAGAUCAGCAUCUACACGAGCCUUCUGAGGAUCAGGGGCGUCAUGACUCGGGGUGGAAAAGUUGCCUUCAGCAGCUCCGGGAAGUGCUUAUUCAGGAAUUACCGGUUACCGAAUCUCGCCAUCCGAUCUAUCUAGGGGUAUUAGAUGGCCUUGCUUCAUCAUUCAACAAAGUCUAUGGCGCCGGGUCCCUGAGCAGAGGGGACAAAUGGGCACAAAUUUUCCGCUGGCUCUAUACACUCCCUGCGGUAUUUUCAUCGGAUCUCCAAGAGCAUACACCGCUUGCUCUGCUUCUGUUUUCCCCUUUUGUGGUCUUAUUGAAAGAGCUGGAUUCUUAUUGCAUGAUCCCUGCUAUCGGAGUCAUUGCCUGCGCUCGAGUCCUCGAAGUUCAGUCUCCCGUGCAGUCUACCUGUCAUGCAGUUGGCGUAUGGGAGAAAGGACUGAAUAGCAAUGUGACCCGCCAAUCUGUCCACUGGCGGCCGUACGGAAUGGGUGUCGCUGUCGCAAAUCUGUGA
Molecule: messenger RNA, 1431 nt
Organism: Aspergillus affinis
Lineage: Eukaryota; Fungi; Ascomycota; Eurotiomycetes; Eurotiales; Aspergillaceae
Product: Zn(II)2Cys6 transcription factor domain-containing protein
Exons: 3
Coding region: 1-1431 (476 amino acids)
Biological process (GO): regulation of transcription by RNA polymerase II
Molecular function (GO): DNA-binding transcription factor activity, RNA polymerase II-specific; zinc ion binding
Source: RefSeq, a predicted model, not a curated record